Pelagomonas calceolata is the source of this 603-nucleotide messenger RNA. NCBI's taxonomy places the organism in Eukaryota, Pelagophyceae, Pelagomonadales, Pelagomonadaceae. The record is from the annotation of a GenBank genome assembly.
AUGUCUAACUCUUACUCCACGAUCCCCGCCGCCGUCGAGUCGCCGCUCAACGACAAGCCCAAGCCGCAGGGCAAGCUGGUCGCGUCCGUCGCCGCCAUCUGCCUCCUCUCCGCGGUCGUCGGCAGCGCCGCGCCGUCCGUCGCCUCCAAGGCCUACAACCUCGCGACGGUCAGCCCCGAAAAAGUUCAGUUCAAGCUCGCCUAUAGUCCGCAGUGGUGCCUGGGCGUCCACAACCACAAGAAGUACGCCGCGGGGUCCCCUCUCGUCCUAUACACGUGCAUGGGCGAGGGCAACACCCAGGGCCAGGAAUUCACGUACGAGGUCAAGAACGAUAAAGCGCGCAUCAUGUACAAGAACCUCUGCGCCUCGAACUGGGGUGCCUAUCCCGAUUCGGCCAACAAGCGCGUCGUGCUCAAGACGUGUGACUGGAACGACCCCGAACAGGACAUCAUGUGGUAUAAGGGCAUGGACUCGAACCUCAAGAUGGCGUCGCUGAAGGGCGACCUGUGCGUCGACGCCACGGCCCUCCGCAAAGAAUCGUCGAUCACGGGGCAGAAGUGCAUCAAGUCCCGUCAGCAGAAGUGGAAGAUCCAGAAGCUCUGA